Acanthamoeba castellanii str. Neff is the source of this 399-nucleotide messenger RNA. RefSeq lists its product as uncharacterized. The transcript is spliced from 2 exons. The coding region runs from base 1 to 399 and encodes 132 amino acids. Lineage: Eukaryota; Discosea; Longamoebia; Acanthamoebidae. The record is from RefSeq and is a predicted model, not a curated record.
AUGGUGGCUCUUCUCAACCUCCUUGCCAAUGAGAAUAGCCCCUGGCAGCUUCUGCGUCUCAUCUCAGAGAGCAUCCCCAACAUCCACUCCAAGAGCGCCAGUGGGGUCCAACACAAUGGCCUCUACACCAUCUUCAUUGGUCAAGUGAACAAGUCCUAUACCUUCAAUCCAACAAUAGGUCAUGUCUUCUAUCAGCUUGUCCUUACUGCCUACACCUCCAGCACCAAAGCGCAAAGCAUUCUCAACUACACUCCCCUUCAUGCUACUCCACUUCAUGCCAACUUCAGCUACCACAUCAAUGGAGCUUCUGCACAACCAAAUGAAUCCAAGACCAACAUCAUCACAAGUGCUAUUGUGAUCCAUGGCUGUGCUUGUGGCAGUUGUUGUGGGCACUGCUGA